UUAACAGGAGGUGGAGCGGCACGAGCCGCCACAGCAGCCGCAGCAGGGUCGUGGUUGCUGCUGAAGUGAAAUAGUGAACCAGGGCGAGGGGAAGAGAGAGAGAUAGAGAAGAGAGGAAGAAAAGAGACUGUUAUAUUGCAAAAACAACUACACAGCUGUGAAGGGGGAGAGAGAGAGAGAAGAGGAAAGCGGCUGUCAUAUAUAUUAUAUAUAUAUUCCAUUCUUUCUCUCCAGGAGCAUAUAUAUAUAUAUAUUGCAAAAACAACUACACAGCUCUGCAUCUAUUGCUGCAAUCAAAGCUUUUCCAAUCGGGUCACGCCUAUUGCGAAAGAGAUAGAUAUAUAUAAUAUUUUGCUGUAUCGUCCAUCACUCUGAGAGGAUCAAUCGCCAUGUUCAGCUGGUUGGGGAGGAGUGAUCGGGGAAAGAAGGAUCCCGAGCUGUUCCAGACGGUGACGGACGGCCUGAAGAAGCUGUACAGGACCAAGCUGCUGCCCUUGGAGGAGCACUACCGCUUCCACGAGUUUCACUCGCCCUCGCUGGAGGAUGCCGACUUCGACAACAAGCCCAUGCUGCUGCUGGUGGGGCAGUACUCCACCGGCAAGACCACCUUCAUCAGAUAUCUUCUUGAACAAGAUUUUCCAGGAAUGCGAAUCGGGCCUGAGCCCACGACUGACUGCUUCAUUGCGGUAAUGAAUGGGGAUGUGGAAGGUGUCAUUCCAGGAAAUGCUCUGGUGGUGGAUCCAAAAAAGCCAUUCCGGAAGCUUAAUGCCUUUGGCAAUGCCUAUUUGAACAGAUUUAUGUGCGCCCAGUUACCGAAUCCUGUGCUUGAAAGCAUUAGCAUAAUUGACACGCCUGGUAUCCUUUCAGGAGAAAAGCAGCGCAUCAGCAGAGGUUAUGAUUUUGCUGCAGUACUAGAAUGGUUUGCAGAACGAGUUGACCGUAUCAUCCUGCUGUUUGACGCUCAUAAGCUGGAUAUUUCUGAUGAAUUUUCUGAUGUCAUCAAAGCACUGAAGAACCACGAGGACAAGAUACGUGUGGUGUUGAACAAGGCGGAUCAAAUUGAGACCCAGCAACUCAUGCGUGUUUAUGGUGCUCUCAUGUGGUCUCUGGGGAAAAUUGUCAAUACACCUGAAGUGAUUCGAGUGUAUAUCGGCUCGUUCUGGUCUCACCCUCUUUUGAUUCCAGACAAUCGCAAACUCUUUGAGGCAGAAGAACAAGAUUUAUUUAAAGACAUCCAGAGCCUCCCCCGAAAUGCCGCUUUACGAAAACUCAACGAUCUAAUCAAGAGAGCACGACUUGCAAAGGUUCAUGCUUACAUUAUUUGUGCAUUACGGAAAGAGAUGCCAGCGGUAUUUGGUAAAGAUAACAAGAAGAAAGAACUGAUUAAUGGCCUUGGAGAUGUUUACGCCCGGAUUGAACGAGAACAUCAGAUCUCUCCAGGAGAUUUUCCUAAUCUUAAGAAAAUGCAGGAUCAGCUGCAAGGGCAGGAUUUUUCCAAAUUCCAGCCACUGAAGAUUAAGCUGUUGGACACCGUGGACGACAUGUUGGGAAACGAUAUUGCUCGACUAAUGACACUCGUCCGUCAGGAGGAAUCCCAGCGGCCUGUUCCGAUUGUGAAAGGGGGAGCCUUUGAAGGCACCAUGAAUGGCCCAUUUGGGCAUGGAUACGGUGAGGGAGCUGGCGAGGGCAUCGACGACCUCGAGUGGAUUGUGAUCCGAGAUAAACCAAGCUACGACGAGAUAUUUUAUACCCUUUCACCCGUCAAUGGGAAGGUCACGGGUGCAAAUGCAAAGAGGGAGAUGGUGAAGUCCAAGCUUCCAAACACGGUGCUGGGGAAAAUCUGGAAACUGGCAGAUAUUGACAAGGAUGGCAUGUUGGAUGAUGAAGAAUUUGCCUUGGCCAACCAUCUAAUUAAAGUCAAGCUGGAAGGUCACGAACUGCCCGGUGAAAUUCCACAACAUCUCAUUCCCCCGUCAAAGAGAAAGCUGGCUGAUUGAAAAGGAAAAUGUUCUCGUUUGUGAAAUGCAGCACAAUAGGAUGAAGAUGACAAAGACUGGCGAAUGAAGAGUCAAAAUCUUAAAUCUUAACCAGGCAAAAAUAGUGUUGCAGCUUUGACAUAGUAAAGACUUUUCUUUCCUGUAUUUGCAUACAUCACAAUACUCUAUUAGCUUUCAAAGCACAGACAUCUAUUGGUGUAGGAAGGAACUGCAGAUGCCGAUUUAAACUGAAGAUAGACACAAAUUGCUGGAGUAACUCUGCGGGGCAGGUAGCAUCUCUGGAGCAAAGGAAUGGUUGAUGGUUUGUGUCUGACGAAUGGUCUCGACCCGAAACGUCACCCAUUCCUUCUCUUGAGAUGCUGCCUGUCCCACUGAGUUACUCCACCAUUUUGUAUCUAUCUUCUAUUGGUGGUUAGUUUAUUUGAGGUAGCCAAUUCUGCAUUCCCAGGAGAUUUGGCAAUAUGGUUACUGUUUGCUUGGAGGCAGAGGUUCCUUGGGAUUGUUCUUCUCUAUCGCUUGGUUCUUUUUUUAUUGUGAAGUAACAAAAUGGCACCUUAUUACUGUGACCACAAGUUUGUAACCUAUUUAAGGGCGGAUGAAAUGUUCCCCUGUCGAGCUUCUGCCCCGGAUAAUAACUGGGCUGUUUACUUUAUCCCUAAUAGUCAACUUGUUCAAGAUACUAAAGAGUAGUUCAGAUGGUUAUCCUUAACCACUGAGUAACUAGUUACCGCAAGUAUAAUUUGUAAUCACUGUUUAGAUUUUUGCCCUGUGUCGCAGCCGUAUGAACAGUAGGGUAAUGUUUUAUGAUGCUCUCCCCAUGGACAGGAAGGUUGGGAGAAAAAUGGUUUCAGAACCACACUAGCAUAGGAAUAGGUGAUUUGUAAGAAAACUUUGAUAUUUCUAUAAAAUAAGUUUGGCACUGGUCAUUUUUGAUUCACGCCCAGAAUUUCUACUUUUGAGUAUUUUCUCUUUCAAGACUUUGAAGCCUUGACUGUGAUAAAUAAUCUGUAAAGAUGGUUUUUAGUUUAAUUGGAUAUGUGACAAUGAUAAUUCAACGAAGAUUUUGACAUUUAGCAAAAAAUAAACCAAAUGUGGAGUACUGUUGAUUGUACAGCUGUAUAUUCGAGUGUAAGCUUAUGGAUCAAGUUUAAUGUGCAAUGCAGUGUUUGGAGGGAAAGUAUACCAACUCUUGUACUUGCAACAUGUUGGAUACAUUCAUACAUGUUCUAGCUUGUCUGUAUUCCAAGUGUAGCAUUUUAAACAUAGUGUGAUUCUCAACACGUCACCUGACCUUUAUUUUAAACUUGGCUUCAGUUCAAGUUACUAUAAAACAAACUUUCAUAAUAGUUAGUCCAACUUCCUUCGUUAUUAUUUUGGAUACUCUGGCACUUUUUUUUUUAAUGUUGCUUGUAUGCGAGUUCUUUGUAAAUGUAAGUUAUUUUUCUGUUCUGUAGCUCUUGAAAAUUGCUGAGGAAAAUCACUGCCGUUAUAUUGAAAUCAUAUGAAUCCAGACUCGUAGUACAUUUGUGAGUAGUAAGUCUUGAUCUUGCAUUAGAAGCAAUAAAGUUGUCUUUGUAGCAUUGAAUAUGAUUCCAUCCCACAGACUGGACACAGUGAGACCUUGGUGGGAAAAAGUACAAUUUCUCUCAUUGGUAUUGGAUGAAUGCAGAGCAAUUUGCUGAACACUUAACUCUCCCAGAAUCGUGACACCGCCCGUUCUCACAACUCUCACCUAGGAAUAUGGAUAUCGCUUACAAUACUCUGUACCAUUUUAUAACCAACAAUAAAUGUGAAAUCAUUAUUUUUAAAAAUUAAACCAGGUGAGAUUCUAAAUGUUUUUUGUUUGAGCAUUGGGGUGGAGGGUGAAGAGAGGAAAGAGCUGACAUUUGCACAAGCUCUGCACCUAAUUGUUGUUCUAUCCGAGAAUCAAUGGGACUCCUGGUUUGAGGGGAUAUGGAAGGAACAAUCAUUGAAAUAAAUCCCUUUCUCUUGAAAAAUGCUUAUAAAGCAUGAACUGUGAUUGUCCAUUAGGCUAAUCCAUACUUAAUCUCUCAGCUAAUUCCAAAAAAACAUUGACAUCAUGAUUCUGCUCAGCCCACAACAUCACCAAAACAGUCUUUGCAAUGCGCUGGACUUUUUUUAGUUGUUGUCUGCCACAAACCAUUUGUAUACUUGAUGAGCAAUGCACUAACCCAACUGCUGUGGGAUGUGGUUAGGAUAAGGACUUUUAGAUAGGAUCCAUGAUUCUGAGCAGUUGAUCGCACCAGUAUUUUUAAGUACCUGCACGAUUGAUGGGAAAGGUUUGUUCACCAUGGAGCUAUAUCUUUAUUGUGCACUGCAUUAUGAAAGCACUUUCUAGUUAAAAUUAUGAUUUAAAAUAAUGUAAUUUUCACAAUCUUUUUAAAAUGUGAUAUUCCUACGCCAUCUGCACAUUCUUAAGUAAUGGAGAAUUAAGAUGCCCUCUGCUUGUGAUUUUUUUUUUUUCCAAAUGAAAGUACCAAUGCUUUGAGAAUGCUUCAAUGCAUACCAGAGAACUUUGGUGAAAAUCUAACUACCAAAGUAUUCCUUUUAUUCCACUUGUUUAAUAGUGCUUUUGCUGCGACUCAAAGUUGAGAGUAACUGCACAAAGAUCUUUACCCACUGCCACACAUCUCCCUGUACUCCAAGCGGAAACAUUUUGGACAGUAUUCGAAAGCUCUACUAGUAUCUACUAAUAUCAAAGUGUCCACCUUUCCUCUGUAAAGGACAUUAUUUGUCACUGCUAUUUGUGCAUUAGUAAAGCCUAACAUUAUUUCCCAAGUUUUUAAUAGCCUACAAAUUGCUGUUUCAUGAAAUGGCCAUAUCUACCAAAGAUUAAUACAGCAACGUUGAAAAUAAACGCUAUAGAAAGUGGGAUUAUUUGCUCAAUGUUCGGAAAGCCAGUGUCCAUAGUGCUCUGAGUCGUAUUAAGCAGGGAUAAGGUAGGUUAUUUACUGUAUUAAGCUUGCAUUUUAUCAAAUUACCAUAUGUUUGCUGAGUGUACAUUUGGAUCUCCCUACUUCCCUCUCAACUGACCCAAAACAUUUUUUUCCCCCCAAUGGUUUUGAUCGUCUUUUAUUCCAAUGGAACCUUCUUCAUUACAUGCAUAUUUAUGUGUUUGGGUUAAUGUAGGAAGGUCACAAGGAAUUAUUGAUGUCUGGAGUUUUUAGUUGACCUCUGCAUUCUAGGUAGUGUUAUUAAUAUGACCGUUAAUUAGCAAUGUUAUUGAAGUGUAUCCAAAUAUUGUUCAGGGAGCUUGGUCUUCAGGGUAGAAUUAAUGUAGAUUAAAUACCAGUGAAUAGCAUGUUUUCCAAAUGCCUACAUUUCUGCAAUUAGGAGAGUUUGAGAUAACACUGAACAAAUGUCAAGAGUUUGGCAUUUUGUACUUUUAAAGACCAAGUAGUCAUUUCCCUAUUUGGACUGGUUGCUGUCUUUAUAAUGAAGAGUAGAACAAAGACCAGCAUUGUUUUUGUACAUUGUGGCAUCCUGUCCGAUGUGCAGAGUUUGCGAAUGCUAUAUUUAAAAGUAAAUCUUGCUCACACUAUUAUUAUUUUUUUCAAUUGUGUUCAAUUGUGUUGAACUUAAGAAAACUUCAAAUAUCAAUCCUUAAUCAACCGAGCUUCAGAAGGCAAAAAGAGAGAAAAUUGACAAUGGUUCUUGGCUGUUAACAUUACUUGUUUCUGUGGUCCCUGCAUAUGCGUGAAACAAAUUAUUCAAAGAUGCAUAUUGUAUUUUGGAAAUUCCUUUAUGGCAUUCCUGGUUCUUUACAAACUAUACAAUGCUUACAAAAAUUUGCCAAAAAGUGGUUUUCUCUGAAUAUAUUUAUCAUUUGCCAAUAAUAUGCUAUUGUACAUUUAUAAAAAUGCUAUAUUAACAUACUGUAUUAAAAAAAACCUGUGGAUUGGUGAAAUGCUAAUAAAAUGGUGUCUUAA
Molecule: messenger RNA, 5947 nt
Organism: Leucoraja erinaceus (little skate)
Lineage: Eukaryota; Metazoa; Chordata; Chondrichthyes; Rajiformes; Rajidae
Product: EH domain-containing protein 3
Exons: 6
Coding region: 390-1997 (535 amino acids)
Biological process (GO): endocytosis; endosomal transport
Cellular component (GO): plasma membrane; cytoplasm
Molecular function (GO): calcium ion binding; GTP binding; protein binding
Source: RefSeq, a predicted model, not a curated record